AUUGUAAAAAAAUAUGGUGUUGACCUAGGAACGCUGAGCCGCCGCCACCGAGGUAUUUCUCGCUCCAGACAAGCAGCUGCACAAAACCAGCAGGCAGUCCACCCACAACAUGAAGCUGAGCUUAUCGACUAUAUCGAUAGACUCACUAAGCGAGGCCUAGCACCCACACGGAGUAUCAUUCGAAAUAUCGCGUCGCAGCUAGCUCAGAAGCAGCUCGGAUAUCACUGGGUUGAUCGCUUUGUUCAUCGUAACUCGCAUCUCGUUAUACUCAAGCGCACCACGCCAAUCGAUCGUAGC
Bipolaris sorokiniana ND90Pr is the source of this 297-nucleotide messenger RNA. RefSeq lists its product as uncharacterized. The record is from RefSeq and is a predicted model, not a curated record. NCBI's taxonomy places the organism in Eukaryota, Fungi, Ascomycota, Dothideomycetes, Pleosporales, Pleosporaceae. The transcript has a single exon. The annotation marks the transcript as partial.